AUGGCUGUUAUCAAAGACGCGCCGGCGAAGCCCGUCACGAUCUCCGACGUCUACGAGAUUGCUAAGGCACGGUUACCCAAGCCGGUGUGGGAUUACUACAUUACCGGCGCAGACGAUGAGCACACGCUCGAGCGCAACCAAGCUGUAUUCAGAGAGCUCCUUCUCCGGCCCCAAGUCCUCCGCAAUGUUUCCAAGAUCGAUACCUCAACCACCGUCCUCGGCAAACGCUACGAUAUCCCGAUCGCGAUCGCACCAAGCGCAUACCAGAAACUCGUAGGCGGCGAGGGUGAGCUUGACGUUGCUCGUGCCGCAUUCAAUGUCGGAACCAACCUCACCCUGUCCAGCAACGCAACCACAUCCCUCGAGGAUGUUGCCAAAGCCGUUCCCGAGCGCGGCCCCGAGUAUCCUAAGCCGUGGUUCCAGCUCUACUUCCUCGGCGCCCGUGACUUGACAGCUGGCCUGAUUAAGCGUGCUGAAGAGGCGGGCUACGAAGCGCUGGUUUUGACCGUGGACACGGUAGUGUUGGGGAACCGGAUUCAAGAGCGCAAGACGCCGCUUCAGCUCCCGCCUGGACUUUCCAUGGCGAACAUGGAAUCGAGAAGGGUCGGUGCUAUCUCCAAGGCCGGUAUGCUCCUCCGCGCAGAGACUGCGGCGGAAUACAACAAGAUCGUCGACGAGCACCGCGAAUCCCUCGUUGAUGCCAGCCUGGAGUGGAGCGAGGUCAUUCCUUGGCUGCGCUCUCAAACCAAGAUGAAGAUCAUCGUCAAGGGUAUCAUCACAGCGGAAGAUGCUCAGAGGGCUGUAGAGGCUGGUGUAGAUGCCGUCAUUGUGUCAAAUCACGGCGGUCGACAGCUCGAUGAUGUACCAGCAACGCUUGAGGCGUUGCCCGAGAUUGUGGAUAUCGUCCGGGGCAAGAUUCCCGUCAUUGUGGACGGCGGCAUCACUCGCGGCAGCGACGUGUUCAAGGCCCUGGCCCUUGGUGCAGACUUGUGCCUGAUCGGUAGAACGGCUCUCUGGGGCUUGGCGUGGGAUGGCCAGAAGGGUGUGGAGGGUGUUCUCCAUAUUCUUGAACGAGAGCUGCACAGAACCAUGGCCUUGAUGGGUACAGCAAGCUUGAAGGACAUCUCGAGAGGACUGCUCGGCCGUUCUAAGAGAGAUGGCUUUGGCAUUGCCAAGCUUUAG
Messenger RNA from Colletotrichum karsti, 1182 nucleotides. Its product is annotated as peroxisomal -2-hydroxy-acid oxidase. Gene Ontology annotation, molecular function: oxidoreductase activity; FMN binding. Lineage: Eukaryota; Fungi; Ascomycota; Sordariomycetes; Glomerellales; Glomerellaceae. Bases 1 to 1182 code for a protein of 393 amino acids. The transcript is spliced from 2 exons. The record is from RefSeq and is a predicted model, not a curated record.